This is a messenger RNA of Dryobates pubescens (Downy woodpecker), 5844 nucleotides long. RefSeq lists its product as uncharacterized. Gene Ontology annotation, molecular function: calcium-dependent phospholipid binding; calcium ion binding. The transcript is spliced from 43 exons. Gene Ontology annotation, biological process: glycerophospholipid catabolic process. Lineage: Eukaryota; Metazoa; Chordata; Aves; Piciformes; Picidae. Gene Ontology annotation, cellular component: cytosol. Bases 1 to 5844 code for a protein of 1947 amino acids. The record is from RefSeq and is a predicted model, not a curated record.
AUGUCUGAGGAGCUGCUGCCCGUGAAGGUAUCACUGACUCCUACAGAAGUAAAUCCUGCAAACAUGUCUGAGGAGCUGCUGCCCGUGAAGGUAUCACUGACUCCUACAGAAGUAAAUCCUGCAAACAUGUCUGAGGAGCUGCUGCCCAUGAAGGUAUCACUGACUCCUACAGAAGUAAAUCCUGCAAACAUGUCUGAGGAACUGCUGCCUGUGAUGGUGCCAUUGACUCCUGAAAACAUGUCUGAGGAACUGCUGCCUGUGAUGGUGCCAUUGACUCCUGAAAACGUGUCUGAGGAAGUGCUGCCCGUGGUGGUGUCACUGACUCCUGAAAACAUGUCUGAGGAAGUGCUGCCCGUGGUGGUAUCACUGACUCCUGAAAACAUGUCUGAGGAAGUGCUGCCCGUGGUGGUAUCACUGACUCCUGAAAACAUGUCUGAGGAACUGCUGCCUGUGGUGGUGUCAUUGACUCCUGAAAACCUCGCUGAGGAACUGCUGCCUGUAGAGAUGUCACUGACUCCUACAGGAGUAAAUCCUGCAGAUGUCUAUGAGGAACUGCUGCCUGUGGAGGUGUCACCGACUCCUAAAGGAGUAAAUCCUGCAGAUAUGUCUCAAGAAGUGCUGCCUCUGGAGGUCCCAGAUAUACUCUAUUACUUGAAAUCAGGGAAGGGCACGAUCCCAUCAGGUGCAGGAAGACUACAGGAUGGAGACUCAAACAUUGGUUCUUUAGGAGAUGGUGAAGACGAUGAAGGAAGAAAUGCUCCAGGCAGUGGUGAUUUUAAGAUAGAAUCCUCUCCCUGCUACUUACUGACUGUAAGGAUCAUUCGGAUGAGAAACCUCCAGCGAGUGGAUGCCUUAAGCGAGGCUGAUUGCUAUGUGACGUUGUGGCUGCCGACCGCCACGUGUGAAAAGUCCCGCACUAAAACUGUGAGAAACUCCAACAAUCCAGUGUGGAACGAAACCUUCUACUUCAGGAUCCAGAGUAAGGUCAAGAAUGUGCUGGAGCUGACAGUGUAUGAUGAGGAUUUUGCUACCCCAGAUGACCACCUCCUCUGUGCACUCUUUGAUACAGCUAAGCUGCCAAUUGACAGAACAGUGAUCCUGUAUUUCAAGCCCAGUGCAGAGUCCAAGGAGGAGCUAGAAGUUGAAUUCAAAUUGGAGGCCGCUUCUGGUCCUUAUGAAUCUAUUGCUACCAAUGGAGUCCUGGUGUGUCGUGAACUUUGCUGCUUGGAAGUUGAAGUGGAAGAAAAGAAGCAGCAAAAAUCAAAGAAAGAGCUUUCCCUCACUGUGAAGGGCUCCUUUGAGGGGACUCAGGAUAUCACGCUGGGCCCCGACGGAGUGGCUAGCCCAGCAGGUCCCACCAAGUUCCACUAUAUCAAGUAUGCAGAGCCAACGCUGGAUGUCAUGUUGCCAAAGAAGAGGCGCUAUCACCCUUGGUCCUGUAAGUACAGCACAGAGACGGGUUCCCCAGUGGUGAUGCUGAAUUCGCUUCCCAUGGGAAGGAAAACAACCAUUGCAGAGGAGAAAAGAUUUGACUUGAAUGUGACAGCACAAAGCUGCAAUUGCUCAUGCCAACGAGACCUGGACAUGCGCUUUGGGUUUGACUUGUGCUCCGAGGAGAUGACUUUCCUGGGCAAAAGAAGGAAAUAUGUAGCAAGUGCCCUGAAAGAUGUUUUUCACCUACAACAGGAUCUGCAGGAUUUUGAGGUUCCUGUUGUGGCCAUCAUCACAACAGGGGGAGGACUGAAGUCAAUGACAGGACUAUAUGGCAGCCUCAAGGGACUCAAGAAAUUAAACCUUCUGGACUGCAUAACCUACAUCAGUGGGCUGUCUGGCACCACAUGGACUAUGGCAAAUUUAUACAGAGAUGCCUACUGGUCACAGAAGGACCUAGACACUCACAUUGGUGAAGCCCAGAAACAAGCAACCAAAUGCAAGAUGGGCUGUUUCUCCAUGGAUCGCAUGAAGUACUACAACAAGCAGCUGUGUCAGCGGAAAGAAGAGGGAUACAGGACAUCAUUUAUAGAUCUUUGGGGACUCAUGAUUGAGUACUUGCUAAAUGAUGGGAAAGACUCCCACAAGCUUUCAGACCAGCAAGAAGCACUGUGUGAUGGCCAGAACCCACUGCCCAUCUACGUAUCGGUCAGCGUUCGGGAUAAAUACAGCACCAAUGAUUUCAAAGAGUGGGUGGAGUUCACGCCCUUCGAGGUGGGACUGCUGAAGUACGGCGCCUUCAUCCGCACAGAGAACUUUGGAAGCCAGUUCUUCAUGGGUCGCUUGUUAAAAAAGCUCCCUGAAUCCCGGAUCUGCUACCUUCAAGGCAUGUGGAGCAGUAUAUUUUCUGUGAACCUACUACAAAUAUGGGGGCUGUCCCACAGUUCAGAGGACUUCUGGAAGAGAUGGACACAAGACAAAAUAGAGGAAGUUGAUGAAGACCCUGUGUUGCCUACACGACCCCAUGAGCUGAAGACUCGGAUGUACACUCCCCCUGGCCCCCUGUCCAAUGCCCUUAGGGGAGCAUUGACUGACCGCUUCUCCGUGGCCCAGCACCACAAUUUCCUGAAAGGCUACCAGCUGCAUGACAGCUACAUGGAGAAUGAGCACUUCUGUCGCUGGAAAGACACCGUGUUAGACUCGCGUCCCAACCAGCUGAUGCAAAACCCUGAUCACCUGGGCAUGAUAGACGCUGGGUUUUUCAUCAAUACCAGCAGUGCACCACUCUUAAGACCACAGAGGAAAGUGGAUGUCAUCAUAUAUUUAAGUUAUACUACUGGAUCACAUACAUUGACUCUAGAUAAGGCGUGCAAAUACUACUCAGAGCAGAAAAUCCCAUUUCCCAAAGUUUCUUUGACUGAUGAAGAUAAGAAAAAUCUGAAGGAGUGCUACGUCUUCCAAGAUUCAGAUAUACCAGGAUGUCCCAUUGUGAUUUUUCUUCCCCUUGUGAAUGACACCUUCCGAGAGUACAAAGCACCCGGUGUCAAGCGCUGCUGCUCAGAGAUGGAGGAAGGACAACUUGACCUGACCAGUUGCUGUUCCCCCUACUGCAUGUUUGCAGUCAGGUAUACUGAUGAGAAUUACCAGCGGCUGCUCAACCUCAGUGAAUACAACAUCCUGAACAACUCACAGACGAUUAUGCAGGCCUUGCAGACAGCAAUCCAAAGGAGAAGGCAAAACAUGGCUUUCUGUGACCUAAUGAAAAGUGCAUUUCAUCAAGCUACAUCAUUGCAGCUGGCACAUGGAGGAGGAAUGCCACCUGGGAGAUGUGAAAUUGCAUUGCUGCAGGUAACACUGGACUUCUACAUGACAGCAACAGCAAUGGAGCAAGAUGGCAUUUUAUCUCAGGAGUCGAUUCCUCCAGCCGCUCGACCAGGAGAAGGAAUUAUGCUGCUGAAUCCUGAGGGGGAACAGUGGACUCCUGCUACAAAGACAGAGUCAUCUCUGUGCUACUUACUGACUGUAAGAGUCAUAAGAGCAAGAAAUAUCCACCAGGCAGAUGUUUUAAGCCAGACUGACUGCUAUGUGAGCCUGUGGCUUCCAACUGCUUCAGCUGACAGAUUUCAGACUAAAACCAUCAAGAAUUGCAAAGAUCCAGUCUGGAAUGAAACCUUCUACUUCAGGAUCCAGAGUCAGGUUAAGAAUGUCCUGGAGCUGGCACUCUAUGAUAAAGAUGCGGUUACUCAAGAUGACCAUCUCUUUACGGUGUACUUCGAUAUAGCCAAACUCUCCCUGGGAGAGCAAGUCUUCAUGCACUUCAAGUGCGAUUCGCAGAGACAAGAAGAGCUAGAGAUGGGAUUUUCAUUGGAUAAUAUUUCAGGCCCUCCCGAAACCAUCAUUACUAAUGGAGUGCUAGUGUCUCGCAAAAUCUGCUGCUUGGAAGUCCAGGUGGUUGAGAAGAAGAAAAGGCAGAAGAAAUCUUUAUCAAGAUUCUCCUUUAAAGUGCGAGGCUCUUAUGAGGGCACCCAAGACAUUAUGCUGGGAUCUGACCUGAUCUUCAACAACUCCUCUGCUAAGUUCCACUAUGCCAGAUACAAGCAGCCAAUGCUGGAUGUUACGCUACCAGGGAAGAAAGAGCCUUCCUCCUUUGUAUGUAAUUAUAUGCAUGAUACAGGCUCUCCAAAUGUGGAACUUCAUUCCCUACCAAGUGGAAAAAACAUGAUCUUAGCAGAGGAUAAAGGAUUUGAUUUAUACAUGAAGGCAGAAGACUGUGGAAUGUUCUUUUGUCCUGAUCUCUGUUCCAGCCCAGACCACCUUGAUGUGCGUUUAGGGUUUGACCUCUGCAGGCAGGAGCAAGAUUUUCUAUGCAAAAGACAGAAGCAUGUUGCCCCUGCUCUGAAAAAGGUACUGCAGCUGGAGCAGGAUCUGCUGGACAAUGAGACCCCAGUGGUGGCCAUCAUGACUACAGGAGGAGGAAUGAGAUCUUUGACAGCAUUGUACGGCAGUCUGCGGGGGCUCAAGAAACUCAAUGUCUUGGACUGUGCCACGUACCUGACCGGCUUGUCUGGUACUACAUGGACCAUGUCAAACUUGUACAGAGAUGCUGACUGGUCGCAAAAGGAUCUCGACAAGCAAAUCAGUGAGGCUCGAAAACAUAUGACAAAAUGCAAAAUAAAUUCCCUUUCCUUGGACUAUUUGAAGUAUUACAAAAAGCAGCUGUGCCAACGGAAAAGAGAGGGCCGCAAAACAUCUUUUAUAGAUCUCUGGGGGCUUGUCCUGGAAUCUUUGUUGCAUGAUGGGAAAGACAACCAUAGACUCUCCGAUCAGCAACAGGCCAUUGACCGUGGUCAGAACCCAUUGCCUAUCUAUACUGCAGUCAAUGUCAAGAACAACUACAGCACACUGGAUUUCAAAGAAUGGGUGGAGUUCACCCCUUAUGAAGUGGGAUUGCAAAAAUACGGAGUUUUUGUCCGUGCUGAGGAUUUUGGCAGUGAGUUCUUCAUGGGUCGGUUGAUGAAGAAGAUCCCCGAGUCUCGGAUCUGCUUCUUAGAAGGCAUAUGGAGUAGUUUGUUUUCAUUGAAUGUGUUGUACCUCUGGAAUUUGUCCCAUUCAUCAGAAGAUUUCUGGCACAGGUGGACCCGAGACAAAAUUGACAACAUAGAGGAGGAACCUGUGCUACCACUGAAGCCACAUGAGCUAAGGACUCGCCUGGCCACCCCUCCUGGCCCUCUCAGUAGUGCUCUCCGUGGUGCUCUCACCGACCGCCUCUGCAUUGCCCAGGAGCACAACUUCCUAAAAGGCUUACAGUUGAAUAAUGACUACUUGGAGAACAAGCACUUCUGUAGAUGGAAAGAUACUGUGUUAGACACAUUUCCCAACCAGCUGACACAAUCAGAUGAAUUCCUGUCUCUAGUAGAUACUGGAUUUUUCAUCAACACAAGCAUCAUGCCACUUUUAAAGCCAGAAAGAAAGGUGGAUGUCAUCCUGCAUUUAAAUUACAGUGCAGGAUCCCAGACACAGGCUCUGGAGCAAACCUGCAAGUACUGCUCGGAGCAGGGAAUCCUUUUUCCCAAGGUGGAUUUGAGUGAAGAAGACAGGAAAAACCUGAAGGAGUGUUACCUCUUUGAUGGUGCUGAGACUCCAGGGGCACCAGUGCUGCUCUUUUUCCCACUAAUUAAUGAUACUUUCCAAAAAUACAAAGCACCAGGUCUGAAGCGCUCAGAGUCGGAGAUGGAAGAUGGCAAAGUUGAUCUCUAUGGCUGCUGUUCCCCCUACUCGACAUACUCAGUUCAGUACUCUGAGAAGGCCUAUGACCGUCUGGUUCAGCUGGGUGAAUACAACAUCCUGAAUAAUGAAGCCCUCAUUAUGCAGGCCUUGCGCACAGCUGUGGCACGGAAAAGGCAGAAGAAAUAA